UUGCAUUUACAAUUAAUUGGAGCACUUUCAAGGCUAAAGCAUGGAUGAUUUAGACUUAACAAGCACUUUUUUUACACAGGUGUUUGUGUUGGUUUGGGUUCGGCUAUUGCAAUAUUAUUUUGCAUUAUGAUCAUAUACAUUCGUAGAAGAAAAAGGCUAUCAACCAAAAGUUCAUCAAUAUCCAAUAGAAAAAAGUAUGGUAUAGAUUCCAUAAUAAACUAUGGACCAAAGAGAUACCAUUACUCAGAGAUAAAGAAAAUGACAAACUCUUUCUCAACAAAAAUAGGUGAAGGUGGAUAUGGCAUUGUCUAUCAAGGCAAACUUCUUGAUGGUACUCUUGUAGCCAUAAAAGUUUUAAAGUUAUCGAAAGCCAAUGGUGAAGAUUUCAUAAAUGAAGUUAUGAGUAUUAGUAGAACUUCACAUGUCAAUAUAGUUGGUCUUUUAGGGUUCUGUUAUACCUCAAGGAAAGCAGCUCUAAUUUAUGAAUUUAUGGCCAAUGGAUCACUUGAUAGAUUCAUGUCAAGAAGUCACAAUCAUGAGAUGAAAAUGCUUCAUAGAAUUGUGACAGGUGUGGCAAGAGGAUUAGAGUAUUUACAUUGUGGUUGUAGUACAAGGAUAGUGCAUUUUGAUAUAAAGCCACAAAACAUUCUCUUGGAUGAAGAUUCAAACCCUAAAAUCUCUGAUUUUGGCCUUGCAAAGCUUUGCAAAAGAAAAGUGAGUGCAAUUUCAAUGUUAGGAACUCGAGGAACAGCUGGAUUUAUCGCACCAGAAGUUUUUAGUCCUGCAUUUGGAAUCGUGUCGUACAAAUCUGAUGUGUAUAGUUAUGGGAUGUUAGUUCUUGAUCUUGUAUUGGGAGGAAUAAGAAAUAAUCCUAACCGUUCAAGAUUGUUAUCCGAUGAUGAUAGUGAAAUGUACUUUCCAAAUUGGGUAUUCAAGAAUAUUGAAAUGAGUAAGAGUAUAAGAAUGAGACAAAGUUUGAUGGAGGAAGAAGAAGAAGAAAUGGAAAAGAAAAUGACUAUGAUAGGUUUAUGGUGCAUUCAAACAUCUCCCAUAGAUAGGCCUACAAUGAGUAGAGUUUUGGAGAUGUUAGAAGGCAGCAUUCACUCCUUGCAAAUGCCUCCAAGACCUUUAUUGGUUGCUCCUAAUAUGGCAACCCAACAAUCUACUUCUGAAUCGCUAUCAUAUAUAUGAGGUUGUUAAGGAUUGUUGUGAUUAUAUUCACUUAAUAUUGAUUUUGAUAACUAUUAUAUUUCAUUAUGGAGCUAACAUUGUAUUGAGUGUGUUAUAUAGUUCUCAAAA
Messenger RNA from Cucumis sativus (cucumber), 1299 nucleotides. RefSeq names its product LEAF RUST 10 DISEASE-RESISTANCE LOCUS RECEPTOR-LIKE PROTEIN KINASE-like 2.4. The record is from RefSeq and is a predicted model, not a curated record. Gene Ontology annotation, molecular function: ATP binding; protein kinase activity. Gene Ontology annotation, biological process: protein phosphorylation. Lineage: Eukaryota; Viridiplantae; Streptophyta; Magnoliopsida; Cucurbitales; Cucurbitaceae. The transcript has a single exon. The coding region runs from base 127 to 1191 and encodes 354 amino acids.